GUUCGACGCAAAGACAAAACAAUGACGGUUUCUGUCAUCAACACGCUUGCCGAGACAGCGCUAUCUUCGCUUGUCGAGCAAGACCAUGAAGUUGUGGAUUUCGAAGAUGCCCAGUCGAUCUCUGGGCGAAACAUAGAUCCAGAUAUGUUGACGAUGCUUCUGAGAGUCAAGUUCGGCGCUGGAGCCUACGAUAUCCAUGUGAAUAAUGCAGAACUCAUACUGUAUCAUCGCUCCGCGAAGAUUGUCAAGCGGGGAAAUAGCGAAAUGUCGAAAAAGAUAGAUCGAUCCUAGAAGCACUUUGUGUUCGUUCUUCGCUCAUUUGAGCGUCCUUUGCAUGCGACGUGAUUAAAGACCGACGAUACGACGAAACCGAAGCCGCUGUUGCGAACAGGGUGCAGCGCUAUGAUUGCGACACUCUGAUUGAAGCAAUGAGCGGAAGAUACGUGAGGGGAAGGAGAACAGAUGAAUAUACGCCUCCCGUUCACGCUAAUGGUGUUUGCAUAUCGCAU
Molecule: messenger RNA, 509 nt
Organism: Alternaria alternata
Lineage: Eukaryota; Fungi; Ascomycota; Dothideomycetes; Pleosporales; Pleosporaceae
Exons: 3
Coding region: 22-291 (89 amino acids)
Source: RefSeq, a predicted model, not a curated record